AUGUGCCAGGUAGGUGGUUCCCGCUCCAUUGCGAUAGAGCGGGAAAGCGGGACUGGGCACCUCGAGGGCCCUGUUGAUAACAGCAACACCCACCUACCUACCUUACAUAAUAACGGGCGUGAACCUGCUCCCUCGCCCAACCUUCCAUCCCUUCGAGCUCGACAUCUCGCUAUACUCUCUAAUGACAACUGGUUGACUUUUGAAUAUCUUACAAGGUGCUCAACCGCCAGCACUCACAAAUUCACUGCCGCCCACUUUGGCAAAUCGGAGAGCAACUUCCAAGUCAGGCCGUUCGGGAAAGUGCGUACAUGCGUGGAACGCGGUAGACGUAGUACGCCGUACACCACAUCGGUUCAAACCGCUCCCGAAGCCAGCAUCCAUCUACUGCCACAACCUGCAUAA
This is a messenger RNA of Neurospora tetrasperma FGSC 2508, 402 nucleotides long. RefSeq lists its product as uncharacterized. The coding region runs from base 1 to 402 and encodes 133 amino acids. The record is from RefSeq and is a predicted model, not a curated record. The transcript has 3 exons. Lineage: Eukaryota; Fungi; Ascomycota; Sordariomycetes; Sordariales; Sordariaceae.